Aspergillus ibericus CBS 121593 is the source of this 665-nucleotide messenger RNA. RefSeq lists its product as uncharacterized. Bases 1 to 372 code for a protein of 123 amino acids. NCBI's taxonomy places the organism in Eukaryota, Fungi, Ascomycota, Eurotiomycetes, Eurotiales, Aspergillaceae. The record is from RefSeq and is a predicted model, not a curated record. The transcript is spliced from 3 exons.
AUGGCGCUUCUUGCUGUCAUGACCUUCCGCUGCUCCCGAUGCAGCCAGUCCUACCAGCAACCAGGGUUGUUCACCCGCCCGUCCAACUCCUUUCCUUUCUCCUUUAUCCUCUUUGCGUCCUUCAUCUCGUCUUCAGUCCCAUCUGCUGAAUUUGUGCGGCCGUUCUUAAUCAUGGCCGCCAUCGACCUCCUUGCUAUCGAAGCACGACACCAAGUCAUCAAGCGGAGCAACUGGGCUAGCGAGAAUCCCGGGGUGGUGCUGGUCUUCUGCAUCGUCUUUAUUGUCGCCGUGGGAAUCAUCGCGCUGUUCAUCUACCGGAAGUGCAUGGCACGGAAAGCAGCGAAACAAUCAUAUGAGGUCGAGCAGAGGUAGUUUGCGUCUUCAACCGGUCCGACCGACGAUGUGAUACAAGGAGGGGAGGAUGCAGCGAAGUGCCCGAAGGGAAGCAAACGACUGAACUUGGGCUGGCUAUAUCACUUCACCGAUUGGCGAGAGUUCCUUUUUCUUCUUUAUAAUGUACUUGUCCCAUCCGUCAAGGAUACCCGCGCGUUCUGGAGGAUCUGGGCGAAGCCGGAUUGCGUUGAUUUAAUGAAUUGGGUGCUGGAGUCAUAAGCCUGAGUCUUUCGGGAUGGAGAUGGAUGAUAUACUGAAUACAUACUCUUAAU